Messenger RNA from Linum tenue, 2321 nucleotides. NCBI's taxonomy places the organism in Eukaryota, Viridiplantae, Streptophyta, Magnoliopsida, Malpighiales, Linaceae. The record is from the annotation of a GenBank genome assembly.
AGUUGAUCGACAAGGCCCAACAGCUUCAACUCACCAUCUCCUUCCCUUCCCAAGUUCCCAUCCAGCUUCCUGUUAAUGGCGAUUCCUUUUUCACUAUAACAGUAAAAACCCAGAUGAAAAAAUUUAAUAGCAACACAUCUUGUACUGCAAUUCACUAACUUCCAAACUCCCACAGCAGCCAAACACCACGCCGCUCUCCCCGCGCACCCACGCCUCUUCUCUUCUUCGAACGUUACCCACUAAUGACUUCUUCCCCGUAGAUUCACGGGAAAACCCAACAAUCCGGCUCCAGUUCUUAAUGCGGUUCUCUCGCACUGUCAAUUGAAUCCCGCCGCUGCACUCCUUUCAGUUUCAAUUGCGUUUGGGAAUUGGAUUAUGUGAUAAUAGUUCAAGAGAGCCGGGUGAGAGACAUUUGUCCAGUUUCUUUUGGUAGAUCGGGAGCCAUGGAGAAUCGCAGUGAUGCUGACCCAAGUUCUUUUCUCAGUUUGUUUGCGGCGAUUUCAUAUGGGAUUGCUUCAAUGGCGAUGGUGUUUAUCAACAAGGCCAUUGUUAUGCAGUAUUCUCACUCUAUGACACUUCUCACUCUCCAACAAGUGGCUACAGCUUUGCUUAUACAUGUUGGGCGGAAAACGGGAUACACGAGAUCGAAGGGACUCGAUCUCCAAACAGCUAAGAGACUUCUCCCUGUUUCUCUCUUCUACAAUGCCAAUGUGGCAUUCGCUCUGGCCAGCUUGAAAGGGGUUAACAUUCCCAUGUAUAUUGCCAUCAAGAGGCUGACUCCUCUUGCUGUGCUGAUUGCUGGCUUUUUCGCUGGGAAAGGAAGGCCUUCAACGCAGGUGACUCUAUCCGUCCUGCUGACUGCUGGAGGGGUUGUUAUCGCAGCGCUUGGAGAUUUUUCAUUCGAUGUGUUUGGUUACGGCCUGGCAUUUGUUUCUGUUUUCUUCCAGACAAUGUACCUUGUUUUAGUGGAGAAGUCUGGUGCAGAAGAUGGGCUUUCUUCAGUUGAGAUAAUGUUCUACAACAGCUUCUUGUCUCUUCCAUUCUUGAUGUUCCUCAUCAUCGUUACUCGAGAAUUUCCCGACUCUUUGGUGUUGUUAAUCGCAAAGAGUAAUUCCUUGUCAUUUUUGGUGAUACUCAUUCUUUCAUUGGUGAUGGGGAUCAUUCUCAACUACACCAUGUUCCUAUGUACGAUAGUCAACUCAGCUCUGACAACAACUAUAGUAGGCGUUCUCAAAGGUGUUGGAUCCACGACUCUUGGUUUCUUCUUACUUGGCGGGGUGAAAGUGCAUGGUCUGAACGUGACUGGUCUGGUCAUCAACACAGCUGGUGGAGUGUGGUAUUCGUACGCCAAAUAUCGGCAGAGGAAAAACAGGCCACAGAAGCUAACGCCAGAUAUAGAGGCACAUCGAAAGUAAUAGGUAGAGUUUGCCAGUUUUGUCUUGCAUUAUUACCACAGUAGAUGAUUCAAAUUGCUGUUUUCCAGUUGCUUUGAUGCACAUUGUAUAGUUGCUUUUUAACUAUGAGAAAUUGUAUGAGCGAAAUGGCAUAUAAGAGUACCCUUCCUUUACUGUUCUCCAUUUUCUGAUGAGCACAAGCUCUGGUGCAAAGGUGGCUUGACAUGAGGUACUGCAAAUUAAGCGAAUGAACGAAGGAUGCGUUCUCGGUAUUUGAAGAAGAAGAAGACAAGCUCAUUGUAAGGAGUCAGAUUGAUGCUUCGUAGACUGGUAUGUCUUUCGUUUGAAUGUUGAAGCUGCAGCUCUGUGAGCCGAAGCAAGACACUGUAGAGUAGCCGAUUCUACAAAAACCUAAAGGGGCAAAAUGACCAUUCCCUUGCAUCACAUACAAGCAAACAAUCACAUACUGUUGUCAAGUAUAAGCGCAUGAAACUGAACUUAAGUCAGAGUUUUGUUUUCUUUUGAGUUCAUUCAAUGGAUUACAACAAAGUUUGAAACUCAGGGGAAAACGAUCCUCGAUUAAUCUACACUCCAACGAUCAAGCCGGUACCGAGUAAUAUACACAAGUAGUUAGAUCAGGCCAGUUGGUGGGAAGAGGUCGACCUGGUUGUUUUCAAGCCUUGAGAGCCAUGAUAACAAAGAUCAGUGGGUCUGGUGAGUGAUAACAUACUCUUAUGGAUUACAUUCCAAUCUUGCAUCAUCAGAAGAAUUCAAUCAUCUGAUGAUUCUCAGCAUUUGUUAAUUCCUUUGCCUUUUCAGUAUUUUAAGUCAGUGGGGUUUGAAGGAAACAUUAUAUUAGUGUUUCAAGUUGCACACCGUACUUUAAAUUAAACCAGAAUUUGGUAUUAAAGUAAUCAUUCUUCAUUC